This is a messenger RNA of Arachis stenosperma, 4728 nucleotides long. Its product is annotated as DNA ligase 6. Gene Ontology annotation, molecular function: ATP binding; DNA binding; DNA ligase (ATP) activity. The transcript has 19 exons. Gene Ontology annotation, biological process: DNA recombination; DNA repair; lagging strand elongation. Lineage: Eukaryota; Viridiplantae; Streptophyta; Magnoliopsida; Fabales; Fabaceae. Bases 108 to 4295 code for a protein of 1395 amino acids. The record is from RefSeq and is a predicted model, not a curated record.
CUUCUUCUUCCACCAUUGUUCGAAUUCGAAGCUCAAAACAAUAUAACAGAAUCGACGUUACAUACUCAUUUCUUCUCUCUUAGCAUUAGUUCACCUUCGCAUGGACGAUGGAUCCACAACUCAAACCCCAAACCCUAAACUCCACCAGUUUAUUCCUUGCCGCCACAACAGCAACCACUCAUUCCGAACAACCACCACAUUCACUCUCCCUCACCACCGUUCCUUCCACCGUACCACGCUCCAAGCUCAUCCCAAACACUCGCUUCCUCGUCGACGCCUUCCGCCACGCCGACACAGCAUUCUCCGUCUCCUACUUCCUCUCUCACUUCCACUCCGAUCACUACACCGGUCUCUCCAGUUCUUGGUCCCGCGGCAUUGUCUUCUGCUCCGCCACCACCGCCUCCCUCCUCCAACGAAUCCUCGGAGUUCACGAACGCUUCCUUGUACCCCUUCCCCUUUGCCAGCCCGUUGAAAUCGACGGCGCGGAGGUCACGUUGGUCGACGCGAACCACUGCCCUGGCGCGGUCCAGUUCCUAUUCAAGGUCCCAACAAAAGAAGAAGGGAAGAAAUUCGAGAGGUAUGUUCACACUGGCGAUUUCAGGUUUUGUAGUUCAAUGAUUCUGGAGCCUGCAAUUGUUGAUUUUGUUGGCUGUGAUGCUGUGUUCUUGGAUACUACUUAUUGCAACCCAAAGUUUGUGUUUCCUUCGCAAGAGGAGAGUGUUGAUUAUGUGGUUAGUGUAGUCAAGAGGGUUAUUAGUGAUUGUGGUGAUGGUAGUGGUGUUUUGUUUCUUGUUGCUACUUAUGUUAUUGGGAAGGAAAAGAUUUUGGUUGAACUUGCACGGAGAGUGAAGAGGAAGGUGCAUGUGGAUGCUAGGAAAAUGGAGGUCUUGAGGGUGCUUGGGUAUGGAGAGAGUGGUGUGUUUACCGAGGACAGUUCAGAGAGUAAUAUUCAUGUUGUUGGCUGGAAUGUAUUGGGGGAGACAUGGCCGUAUUUUAAGCCGAAUUUCGUAAGGAUGAAGGAGAUUAUGAUUGAGAGAGGGUACUCCAAGGUUGUGGGAUUUGUGCCAACCGGAUGGACUUAUGAAGUAAAGCGCAAUAGGUUCCCAGUGAGGUCCAAGGAUUCGUUUGAGAUUCAUCUCGUGCUGUAUAGCGAGCAUUCCAACUACGAGGAGCUCAGGGAGUAUGUGAAGUUUUUGAAGCCAAGGCGUGUUGUUCCGACAGUGGGUUUGGAUGUUGAGAAAAGCGACAGUAAGCAUGCUGACAAAAUGAGGAAGUAUUUUGCUUUAUUGGUUGAUGAGACGGCCAACAAGCAAGAAUUUCUAAAGGGAUUUCACCGUGCCACAGGCGACACAGAUUUCUUGGUUGAGAAGGAUGUUAAUGAUGGUCAGAAGCCAGGAAAAAACAUGGAGGAAGGAAUCAAGCCAUCUGAGUUGGAUGGUGAGGAAAGUACAAUUCCGGAUGUUGCUGCUAGUGUGCCCUCUUCUACCGGGGAACCGUGUACAAAAGGUGUUACCUUACUAACUGAUGAAGAAAAAAAGAAAAUGAUUGAAGAACUUGGUAAUUGUUUGCCGACAUGGGUCACUCGAAGCCAAAUGUUAGAGCUGAUCAGCAUCUCAGGGAGCAAUGUUGUUGAAGCUGCUUCUAAUUUUUAUGAACGUGAAACUGAAUUUCACAAGCAAGCGUUUUCUUGUCAAACUUCUUCUUUGGUGUCCAAGUGCAGCUCGCUAAAUGACAUAGAUUCUCCUUCAAAAGCUUGCCUGAAUCCAAGCAGCACUACCAAAAAUAUCGAUGUUUUUCCAAGCCAGGACUCUACUAAACUAACUAUCUUGAAGCAUACAGUUCUAAGUCAAGCUUCCUCUGCCAAAAGGAAUAAAAGUAGUGGAAGUAAGCCAAACAAGAAAGUAAAAGUCAAAGCAAAGUCACAGUCACAAUCAAGUGAUCCAAAGCAGUCCACCAUAACAAAAUUCUUCAGCAAAGUAUUGCCUGUGAAGCCUAGUGUUGCUCAGUCUGAUCGUUCUGAAUUGAUGAUUAGCGUAAGCCCUAAAGCCAAAAAUAUGUUGCCAGAUGAUGUUGGAAAUCAGUACAAGGAUGAGAUUGAUCAGUUUAUGCAAAUAAUAAAUGGGAAAGAGUCAUUAAAAGAUCAUGCCAUAACUAUAAUUGAGAAGGCAAAAGGAGAUGUAAAUAAGGCAUUGGAUAUAUAUUACUGUAAUUCUGGAAAUCUUGGUGAAAAGGAAAUUUCAGUUCAAGCAGAGUGUAAAAUUGAUAGCUCUUUAGAGAAGAAUUGUGUGUUACAUGAAUUGAAAGGUAUUCCUGACACCACUAUGAAGAGAAAUCAUGUAACUCUACCACUUGAGAAAUACAAUCCUAAAGAGCAUGCGUGUUGGAAAGAUGGGCAGCCUGCACCAUAUUUACAUCUUGCACGAACCUUCAGCCUCCUGGAGGAUGAGAAAGGAAAGAUUAAGGCUUCUUCAAUGAUAUGCAAUACGUUCCGAAGUUUGCUGGCCUUGUCUCCAGCAGAUGUGCUGCCUGCUGUGUACCUAUGUACAAACAAAAUUGCGGCAGACCAUGAAAAAAUGGAACUAAACAUUGGUGGAAGUAUAGUUACUGCAGCACUUGAAGAGGCAUGCGGAACAAAUCGAUCCAAAAUAAGGGAGAUGUAUAACAAAUUUGGCGAUCUUGGUGAUGUUGCUCAAGAGUGUCGUCAAACACAGAGAUUGCUUGCACCACCAACACCACUUCUGAUUAAGGAUGUUUUCUCUGCACUGCAAAAGAUAAGUUUACAAACAGGCCAUGGAAGCACAUCUCGGAAGAAAGGCAUUAUCAUUAGUCUCAUGCGUUCCUGUCGUGAGAAGGAGAUUAAAUUUCUUGUUCGGACCUUGGUCAGGAACUUAAGGAUUGGGGCAAUGCUUAGAACUGUUUUACCUGCCUUGGCUCAAGCUGUUGUUAUGAAUUCUUUCCCUACAGUACAACAAGAAGGAACUUCAGAGAAUUUGAAGGAGAAGCUUCAGGUCCUUUCUGUGGAAAUUGUUGAAGCAUAUAACAUAAUUCCGAAUUUGGAUCUCAUAGUUCCAUCUCUCAUGAACAAAGGAAUUGAUUUUUCGGUUUCAAGUUUGUCAAUGGUUCCUGGAAUUCCUAUUAAGCCUAUGCUUGCAACGAUCACCAAUGGCAUUCCCAAAGCAUUGAACCUAUUUCAAAAUAAGGCAUUUACUUGUGAAUAUAAGUAUGAUGGUCAGCGAGCUCAAAUUCACAGAUUAAUUGAUGGAUCAAUUCGUGUUUUUUCAAGAAAUGGAGAUGAAUCAACAUCAAGAUUUCCUGAUCUUAUUGACAUAAUUAAGGAAUUCUGCAAGCCUGUUGCAUCGACUUUCAUAAUUGAUGCUGAAGUUGUUGGUAUUGAUAGAAAAAAUGGAAUUAGGAUUAUGUCUUUCCAGGAGCUAUCUUCACGUGGUAAAGGAAGCAAAGAUACUCUAGUUACUACAGAGAGCAUAAAGGUGGAUAUUUGCAUAUUUGUCUUUGAUAUCAUGUUUGCAAAUGGAGAGCAGCUAUUGGGUUUUCCUCUUCGCACAAGACGGAAAUAUCUAAAGGAUUUGUUAUGUGAUGAAAAACCAGGGUAUUUUGAAUAUGCAAAGGAAAUAACAAUUGAAGCAGACAAGGCUUGCGAAACUUGUAAAACCACAUUAACCAAGAUAAACGCUUUCUUGGAAGAUGCUCUUCGUUCUUCCUGUGAAGGAAUUAUGGUGAAAACAUUGGAUGUAGAUGCUGGUUAUUCUCCGUCAAAGCGUUCUGAUAAAUGGUUAAAGGUCAAACGAGAUUAUGUCGAAGGUUUAAAUGAUUCUCUUGAUUUGGUGCCCAUUGGAGCUUGGCAUGGAAAUGGAAGGAAGGCCGGAUGGUAUAGUCCAUUUCUCAUGGCAUGUUAUAAUCCUGAAACUGAGGAAUAUCAAAGCGUGUGCCGUGUGAUGUCUGGGUUCUCAGAUUCGUUUUACAAAGAGAUGAAAGAAUUCUUCUCUGAGGACAACGUCUUAUCCAAAAAGCCGCUGUAUUAUCGAACAGCAGAGGAGCCCGACAUGUGGUUUUGUCCGCAACUUGUUUGGGAGAUACGAGGUGCAGACUUCACGGUGUCCCCUGUUCAUCAUGCAGCCAUCGGUUUAAUUCAUCCGACUCGGGGCAUCUCAAUACGGUUUCCGAGAUUUAUUAGCCGUGUGUUGGAUAGGAACCCAGAAGAGUGUACUACAGCAGCAGAUAUUGUUGAUUUGUUUAAUUCUCAGACAAGGAAGAUGGAUGUCACAGCUGAAGAUUGAAUGUUGGUUUUGUUUUCUGUGUAUAUAUGAUGGUUCUUGAUGUAUAGAUGAUUUCUAGGUUCAGCUUUAUAAAAUGUGUCAACGUUUAGUUUGUAGAAAGAUUCUUAACCAGUAAUCUCCUUGCUUUUUGGUAUUUUACAUAAUACUACUAUAGUUCAUAGGGGCAUAACAAAUAUCAAUUUCCAUUUUCAUUUUUCAAACUCUUGCAUCUCUUUAUUUUCCAACGGGAAAGCUGCAUACUCUAGGUCUCCAACACUCUAAUUCAGCAAUGGCAACAGUCCAAGUCAACAGCAUUUUCUUUCUUUGUAGUGUGUAUUUCUCAUGCAUGUCAAAAAUAACAAAAAAAAAUCUCAAAAAUCAAUUUGCAUAGUUUAUAUAAAUCAUAUUAUAUGGUCAUGCAUUAGCAGCCUGAACGUGUGCAUGGUAGGACGCC